AUGUUCAAACUUGUAGUUUUGUGUGCAUUGAUCGCCGCCGGGGCCGCCGAGCCCGAGCCCGAGCCCAAACCCGGCACCUUCUACACGGCACCGUUCCAGACCUACGCAGCGGUCCUGUCCCCGGCAUCGACCACAAUCACCAAGCAGGCCAGUAGUGUGGUGCACCCAUCUCCUUACUACGUGUCAUCCCCGGUGGUCUACUCGCACUUCAUCAAGAAGCGAUCCGCGCCCUUCACUUACUAUGCACCUCAAAGCUACACGACUUAUCCUCUGCCCUACGCUGGUGCCUACGCUGGCGCCUACGCUGCACCCCUCUACAACGCUGCUCCUAUUUUACCAGCUGCUCCUGCGGUGCCUUACGUCGCAACUCAUCUGAUCAAGAAGAGGUCUGCCCCCCUCCUGCCCACUACCUACGUCGCCCCAGCCAGCUAUGCCGCGCACACUCCUUUGUUGGCUUCCACUUAUUCUGCGCCUCUCCUUACCUCUUCCCCCUUGAUCCCGCAGCCUAUUAUCUCCCAGCCUCUGGUCUCGACUCACUUCAUCAAGAAGCGUUCUGCCUCUAUCUUUCCCGCUGUGAGCACUACAUACUUAGCUCCGUCAUCCUUCUCCCAACAGUCAAGAAUUGAUCUCCACGCUAGUCCCCUAUACACCUACCCCACUUACACUCAACCCAUUGCUUAUUCUCACGUGCUAUAA
Molecule: messenger RNA, 696 nt
Organism: Amyelois transitella
Lineage: Eukaryota; Metazoa; Arthropoda; Insecta; Lepidoptera; Pyralidae
Exons: 1
Coding region: 1-696 (231 amino acids)
Source: RefSeq, a predicted model, not a curated record